UUUGCUAGCUAUGAAGCUUAUCAUUGUUCUCGUGGGUUUCAUCUGCCUACGAGGCAGAAUACAAGCCCAAACCAACAGUCUCAGUUCGACCGUUGCAAGUGCCAUCAGUGUUUCCAACUUCAACUUGAAUAUAACGAUCCAGCAGGUGAACAACACAAUUAAUAGCGCUGACCAAACCAUUUUGACAUCAUGGAACCAAUUCGGCCAAGCUAUAGAAGAUCUAUACGUUUCGUAUUACAAUCGCUUCAAAAACUACACCACUAUGGAUUUGACCCCUAUAACCGACGCUAUCUGCAGCAUGAGAACCACCAUCAGUUACCCUCCCCAGCUAAUGCAGGAUGACUCUGUGAGUCAGGUAUUUUCAACUGUCCAGGAGAGCGCUGAACAGGUCGAAAGCAUUAUCACUGCAGCUGCCACUAGUAUGGCCAAUGCCGCUUGUGUAGCUCCCUGUUCCGCCACAAAACUUGCCACCUGCACAACCAAAUUUGGAGAUAGGCUGACCACAUCCCCGAUCUCCAUAGACCGCAUCACGGAUUGUGUCGCUGCUGAGAAAACCCGCUACACCAACAUCGGGAACAAUAUUGCAGUACAAUAUACCAAGGUCCUCACCAGUGCUAUGAACUAUCUUGCGGUGGUGGAUGUUUGCGAUACUCCGGCACCGGAAGCGCUGAACAACUCAUCCACGAACUAUGGGCCCCCAUCUACGCAAUGCCUGACGAAUUACCUCUACAGAUUUGGCAAUACUCCAAUGUCCACCUUUGUAGCAGAGAGCAUGCGCAUGCCGCAGAUGCAAACAGUUUCAUACCGAAUGCAGCGCUGUGCCAAGCUAGUGGCGCUGGAUAUCAAGGAUCGCGUUGAUAAGAUACUGGAAAGCUUCCACAAUUGCCUGUAAAUUUGAAUGUGCAAAUCGCAUAAAUCAUGCAUG
This is a messenger RNA of Armigeres subalbatus, 925 nucleotides long. RefSeq lists its product as uncharacterized. NCBI's taxonomy places the organism in Eukaryota, Metazoa, Arthropoda, Insecta, Diptera, Culicidae. The transcript is spliced from 2 exons. Bases 11 to 892 code for a protein of 293 amino acids. The record is from RefSeq and is a predicted model, not a curated record.